Molecule: messenger RNA, 924 nt
Organism: Micromonas commoda
Lineage: Eukaryota; Viridiplantae; Chlorophyta; Mamiellophyceae; Mamiellales; Mamiellaceae
Exons: 1
Coding region: 1-924 (307 amino acids)
Biological process (GO): box C/D snoRNP assembly; maturation of LSU-rRNA from tricistronic rRNA transcript (SSU-rRNA, 5.8S rRNA, LSU-rRNA); snoRNA localization
Cellular component (GO): pre-snoRNP complex; nucleus
Source: RefSeq, a predicted model, not a curated record
AUGGGGGCGGAAGACGGCUCAGCCCCGGCUGAGGCGGGGGAGGAUCCCCCACCCCCGCCCAGGCCCGGACGAAUGGGCGCGUGCGAGGUUUGCGACGAGGCUCCCCCCGCCAAGUACCGCUGCCCCGCGUGCGCCGUCGCCACCUGCUCGCUGGCGUGCUCCAAGCUGCACAAGACGCGCGGCGGCGGAUGCUCGGGCAAGCGCGACCGCGCCGCGUUCAAGGACAUCCGAGAGUUUACCGACGCCGACGUCAUCAACGACUACAGGUUCUUGGAGGAGGCGCUGCUGGAGAAGGACCGCGUGAAGCGGUGGAGGCCCGAGUACACGCCGGGCACGGAGGCGGCGCAGCGAUCGGAACGACCGCCCGCGUCCGCUAAGAUCGUCGCGACCCUGACGCGCGAGGCGAGGGCGCGAGGCGUCGAGCUGUUCUGCAUGCCCGACGGCAUGGCGCGCCGCGUCGCGAACACCACGUUCUUCGACCGCCGACGGAACGUCAUGCGGUGGAGGGUCGAGUGGACCUUCCACGCGGCCGGGGAGGGGACGAACGAUGAUGGGGGCGACGAGAAGUGUGGGAUGUUGAUCGAACCGGCAGCCACCGCCGAGGACGCCGAGCUCGACGAAUCCACGACGCUGCUCGACGCCCUUCGCGUGCACCUCGCGCCCGGGCCGGGGCGCGCGUCGAGGCUGCAUCGACUCAGACGGUUCGUGGACGCGAUGAAGGGGGAAGACCCUGAGGGAUUGACGACUCUCGCGGUUCACAUGGAGAAGGAGGGAUGCCCGGCGAACGACAGGAGGCACUACCGCCUGGACGCGGGGAAGACCCUGAGGGAGUGCCUGGAGGGUAAGCGGGUGGUGGAGUUUCCCCGGCUGCACGUCACAGUGCUGCCGGAGGACGAGGGAAAGUUCAGGGAGCCCGACGCGUGA